This is a messenger RNA of [Torrubiella] hemipterigena, 1614 nucleotides long. The record is from the annotation of a GenBank genome assembly. Lineage: Eukaryota; Fungi; Ascomycota; Sordariomycetes; Hypocreales; Clavicipitaceae.
AUGGAUUAUUCAGAGAAUAGAGGUCGCUCAAGAGCGGCUAGCAGCGCAGCCCCUGCCCUCCAGCGCAUCAACACGGCCUUUGGCAUCGCCUCUGCCGAAACCAAACGAACGUCCGAUGUCCUCGAAGCCUCCGCCGUCGACAUGGAAGACAAUAUUCCCACUACAACCACUGGCGAAGUCACAUCAUGGUACAUCUACAGCAUCGGUGCCAGCGGUAUCGGCUUGCUCUACUUUGCCACCGCAGCUUUCCAGAAUCUCCUCGAACAAGCAGCGCUCGGUCGUGGAGGCGAGCUCAUGUUCAUGGGUUCUAUACGCGAACCUGCAUCUAUCGUGCUACUUGCCAACAGUAUCUCGUUUGCCAUCCAGGGUGUCCUCACCAUACUCAUUGACGUAUAUGCCGACUUUGGUACCGGCCGUCGUUGGAUCAUCAUUAUCUGGUCAGUUCUUGGAUGGGCUGUGAGUUUUGCGUGGCUCGGUGUAUACGAGCGACAAAAUUGGGAGGCCGGCGUGGCCUUAUAUAUUCUCGGUAUGAUUGCCUUUCAACUAUCCACUACAUAUUGGACGGCAUCGUUCCCAGCGCUAGCUCGCAACAGCCAGACCAUUAAAGACUCUAUGCUGUCGUAUCGCCAAGGCGAUAUUAGCGGCGAAGAGCUGGAUAAGCGAGAGCAAAUGGAAAGAUCGCGCCUCAGCAACGUCAGUUUUACUAUCCAGUCUAUUGGCGCAGUGGUUAUCUUGGCCAUUUCUAUUGGAAUCAUGCAUGCGCUGCGUGCAGACUCGGGUACUCGGGCAAACAACUGGGCAUUCUCUGUGGUGAUUGCCUUUGCUGGUGUCAUGUGGCUCGUUCUGUCGCUACCUUGGUUCAUCAUGGAAAAGACUCGCGCUAGUCUACCGCUUCCUGCUGGCAAAACAUAUCUCACAGUCGGUGUCUGGCGAUUUGUCGAAUCGUGCAAGCAAAUCUGGAACCUCAAGCAGAGUCUCUUUUUCUUGCUAGGUUUCUUCAUGAUUGGAAACUGCUUCAUCACGUCACUCGUGCUGAUCGUCAGCAUUCAAAACAACAUUAUCCAGUUCAACGCCUACAAAGUGGCCAACCUACUCUUGGUCUCGCUCGCUUCUCAGGCGGCAGGUAUUGCCAUGUACUGGCAAACUCAGAAAAAGCUUAGACUCUCUGUCAAAACUAUGUUCAACGCCACCAUGGUUUCCGUACUGGUGGUCUGCAUCUGGGGUAUGGUUGGAAACUGGACACGGCGCUUUGGUUUCCACCGCGAGUGGGAGCUCUGGGCGUUUAGCAUCUUUAGCGGCCUGUUCAGCAGUCCGUUUUUUAGCUACGGGCCGCUCAUGAUUAGCUGCGUCACUCCCAAGGGUCAUGAGUUUCUCUUCUUUUCCUUGUUCAAUACGGUGGGCAAGGCGUCUGUUUUUCUGGGCCCCAUGGUUGCCAGUGCCAUUAUUGAUGUGUCGCCGAUGAACCGCGUCCAUACACCAUUUUAUUUCCUGGUGCCGCUUACAGUGGUGAGCAUUAUUGCCAUUUGGGGUUUUGUUGAUUUGGAGAAGAGUGCAAAGGAGCAGGAAUUAUUUCUUGCAAAGGAACAAGCAGUACAAGAAGAGUUGAAGCAGUAA